AGACAAAGCGUGGAGGACACAAGGAUGGGCGGAAGGGAGGCCUUUCUGGAAGCUCGUUUUUCACGUGGUUCAUGGUCAUCGCACUGCUGGGCGUCUGGACGUCGGUCGCUGUCGUCUGGUUUGAUCUUGUCGACUACGAGGAAGUUCUAGCCAAAGCAAAGGACUUCCGUUAUAACUUAUCAGAGGUACUGCAAGGAAAACUAGGAAUAUAUGAUGCUGACGGGGAUGGAGAUUUUGAUGUAGACGAUGCCAAAGUUUUAUUAGGACUUAAAGAAAAAUCUGCUUCAGAGCCAACAGUCCCACCGGAAGAGGCUGAGCCACUUGUUGAGCCGGAGGAGCAGGCUCCCUUGGGGACAGAACCUCAGAAUAUCGAAGAUGAAGUGAAAGAACAAAUACAGUCCCUUCUUCAUGAAACGGUACACAUAGAACAUGGAGAGGACCUGCAACCCGAAGAGGAUGGCCUCCCAGGAGAACCACAGCCGGAAGAUGAUUUCCUUACAGCAGGUGACAUGGAUGAGCAAUUUGAGACCCUGGAACCUGGAACAGUUCCUGAAGAAACGGAGGAUAGUUACCAUGUGGAAGAGACAGUUUCACAAGACUAUACCCAGGAUAUGGAAGAGCUGGUGUAUGAACAGGAAGGUCCAGAUUCCAGUGAACCAGUUGUAGAUGAUGAGAAAUUACAACAUGAUACAGAUGACAUAACAUACCAAGACUAUGAUGAACAAGUAUAUGAACCUUCAGAAAAUGAAGGAAUAGAAAUUUCAGAUGCUAUAGCAGACUCAAACAUGAUUUCAGAAGAAGUAAGUGUGCCCACUGCAGAAGACCAACAGGACGGACAGGAAGUAUCACCAGAAACCAAUAGAAAACCAGAUGAACCUGAACAGAAAGAAAAAGUUAAAAAAAAGAAGCCUAAACUUUUAAAUAAAUUUGAUAAGACUAUUAAAGCUGAACUUGAUGCUGCUGAAAAGCUCCGUAAAAGGGGAAAGAUCGAGGAAGCAGUGACAGCAUUUGAAGAACUAAUACGCAAAUACCCUCAGAGUCCACGAGCGAGAUAUGGGAAGGCACAGUGUGAAGAUGAUUUGGCCGAGAAGAGGAGGAGCAAUGAGUUGCUACGCAGGGCCAUCGAGACCUACCAGGAGGUGGCCAGCCUGCCUGAUGUCCCUGCAGACCUGGUAAAGCUGAGUUUGAAGCGGCGAUCAGAAAGACAGCAGUUUCUAGGUCACAUGAGAGGUUCCCUGCUUACCCUACAGAAAUUAGUGCAACUAUUUCCCAGUGACACUUCCUUAAAGAAUGACCUUGGAGUGGGCUACCUCUUGAUAGGAGAUAAUGACAACGCCAAGAAGGUUUAUGAAGAGGUUCUGAAUGUGACUCCCAAUGAUGGCUUUGCUAAGGUGCAUUACGGCUUCAUCCUGAAGGCGCAAAACAGGAUCGCUGAGAGCAUUCCCUAUUUAAAGGAGGGAAUAGAAUCCGGGGAACCUGGCACUGAUGAUGGGAGAUUUUAUUUUCACCUGGGGGACGCCAUGCAGAGGGUUGGAAACAAAGAGGCCUAUACAUGGUACGAACUUGGGCACAAGCGAGGACACUUCGCGUCGGUUUGGCAGCGCUCACUGUACAAUGUGAAUGGACUGAAGGCCCAGCCAUGGUGGACUGCAAGAGAAACAGGCUACACAGAGUUGGUCAAGACCCUAGAAAGAAACUGGAAGUUAAUCCGCGAUGAAGGCCUUGCCGUGAUGGAUAAAGCCAAAGGUCUCUUCCUGCCUGAAGAUGAGAACCUGAGGGAGAAGGGCGACUGGAGCCAGUUCACGCUGUGGCAGCAAGGAAGAAGAAAUGAAAAUGCCUGUAAAGGAGCUCCAAAAACCUGUAAUUUACUAGAAAAGUUUUCCGAGACCACAGGAUGCAGAAGAGGACAGAUCAAAUACUCCGUCAUGCACCCUGGAACUCAUGUGUGGCCACACACCGGGCCCACGAACUGCAGGCUCCGAAUGCACCUGGGCUUGGUGAUUCCCAAGGAAGGCUGUAAGAUCCGAUGCGCCAACGAGACCAAGACAUGGGAAGAAGGCAAGGUGCUCAUCUUUGAUGACUCCUUUGAGCACGAAGUUUGGCAGGACGCCUCAUCUCUCCGGCUGAUAUUCAUCGUGGACGUGUGGCACCCAGAGCUGACUCCCCAGCAGAGACGCAGCCUUCCCGCAAUUUAGCCUGUCUGACAGCUGUGGGACCCUCUGGAGAGAGGCUGCCUUUCUGAAUCUGUCUCCUUGGCUGUGAGGAUAGAAGUUCCAACACCAAGGCUCUGGAUUCCCUUGACUUGCAGCCUGAAAAAUUCUAAGCCUUCUCCCAGGGUGAGAAGACACUAAAGGGAACAUGUGCCUGUCUGUGAUCCAUGUAGAAAACACUCUGCAGUGUUCCUUCCUGCAACAGCACUGAUCUGACGCCCUUAUUUAAGGUGAACUUCCAUAGCGUCUCUCUUGCUAGCCAAAGAUAUUUUUUCCAUACAGGAGAGGUCUAAAUCAGUGUACAGUGAGAAUAUACCGAGAAACUGUGAACGGAUUGCUUUAGCUUGAAAUUUUUCUAUGCAUUUGUAUUUUUCUAGGGUAGCUAAGACUCUUCUGUCAUCACAUACCACUACUCUUUGUUGACUUUAAUGACAAGCUGUGUAAAUGCGCUACUUCCUGCUGUAUAAUGGUCAUUUUCCCGGUAAACUCAGACUUCCCUCCUUUAAUUCUUUUUAGUAGAAUACAGUCAUGAAAAGAGCAGUUUUAUUUUCCUAAUGUAAAAGAGAAAGACAUAAUUAUGCCUGUGUCUAUGAACUGUGCUGAUUUCUGCCGAUGUGUCAGUUUGCUUUUUUUCUUCAUUGAGAGCCAGUGUCUUAAUGUCUCUUCUCACUAUGCAGUUGGUAAAGAUAUUACCAGAAUCUUC
This is a messenger RNA of Tupaia belangeri chinensis (Chinese tree shrew), 2913 nucleotides long. It is a transcript of the gene ASPH, whose product is annotated as aspartate beta-hydroxylase. Gene Ontology annotation, molecular function: peptidyl-aspartic acid 3-dioxygenase activity; protein binding. Lineage: Eukaryota; Metazoa; Chordata; Mammalia; Scandentia; Tupaiidae. Gene Ontology annotation, biological process: peptidyl-aspartic acid hydroxylation. Gene Ontology annotation, cellular component: membrane; endoplasmic reticulum. The record is from RefSeq and is a predicted model, not a curated record.